CAGCGGCGACAGCAGCGGCGCCGCGAUGCAGAACGUCAUCAACACGGUGAAGGGGAAAGCCCUGGAGGUGGCCGAGUACCUCACGCCCGUGCUCAAGGAGUCCAAGUUUAAAGAAACUGGAGUAAUUACACCCGAAGAAUUCGUUGCAGCUGGAGAUCACUUAGUUCACCACUGUCCUACGUGGCAAUGGGCUUCAGGAGAAGAACUAAAAGUCAAGGCUUAUCUGCCAACAGACAAACAGUUUUUGGUAACUAAAAAUGUGCCGUGCUACAAAAGAUGUAAACAGAUGGAGUAUUCAGAUGAGCAAGAAGCAAUUAUAGAAGAAGAUGAUGGUGAUGGGGGCUGGGUGGACACUUUCCACAAUACAGGUAUAGUGGGUGCAACAGAAGCAAUCAAGGAGAUCACACUAGACAGUAAGGAUAAUAUAAAAAUACCAGAACGUUCAACAUCCUGUGAGGAUGAUGAUGAUGAUGAUGAUGAUGAAGGGGAAGCUGCAGACAUGGAAGAAUAUGAAGAAAGUGGGCUCUUGGAGACAGAUGAUGCGACACUUGACACAAGACAGAUUGUAGAAGCCAACAAAGCUAAAGUUGAUGUUGGAGGGGAAGAUGCUAUUCUACAGACUAGGACUUACGAUCUCUACAUCACUUAUGACAAAUACUAUCAAACUCCAAGACUCUGGUUAUUUGGAUAUGAUGAGCAACGGCAGCCUCUAACAGUAGACCACAUGUAUGAAGAUAUUAGUCAAGAUCACGUCAAGAAAACAGUGACAAUUGAAAACCACCCUCAUCUUCCUCCUCCUCCCAUGUGUUCCGUUCAUCCAUGCAGACAUGCAGAAGUGAUGAAGAAAAUAAUUGAGACUGUUGCAGAAGGUGGAGGAGAACUUGGAGUUCACAUGUAUCUCCUUAUUUUCUUAAAAUUUGUACAAGCGGUCAUUCCAACAAUAGAAUAUGACUACACAAGGCACUUUACAAUGUAACUAGAAUGAGAUGUUUGCUUCUACUCAUCAAAUCCUUUUUUUAAAUAAUCCAUACAUGUGACUUAUUCCUCAUUAUACACGAUUUCUGUAAUUCUAACCUUUUAUCAAGUCGAUGCAUUAAAAUAAACUGUUCCAUUACCAGCCUUUUAAUAAAAAUCUUUGUGUGUAGUAAAUAAAUCACUUUCAUUCCUAUA
This is a messenger RNA of Nothoprocta perdicaria, 1170 nucleotides long. It is a transcript of the gene ATG3, whose product is annotated as autophagy related 3. The transcript is spliced from 12 exons. Gene Ontology annotation, molecular function: Atg8-family ligase activity. Gene Ontology annotation, biological process: nucleophagy; autophagosome assembly; autophagy of mitochondrion. Bases 26 to 976 code for a protein of 316 amino acids. Lineage: Eukaryota; Metazoa; Chordata; Aves; Tinamiformes; Tinamidae. The record is from RefSeq and is a predicted model, not a curated record. Gene Ontology annotation, cellular component: cytosol; cytoplasmic ubiquitin ligase complex.